AUGGGCAACAUAUUCAAUGAGGUGCCAACGCAAGUGUAUUACGUAUCAAUUUGCAGCUGCGCCGAUGUUUCGUCGAUUCCUUCAGUCUCGCUUGGAACUCCAGAUGCCAACAAGACGUGGGAUGCGAAACUAUAG
Molecule: messenger RNA, 135 nt
Organism: Phytophthora nicotianae INRA-310
Lineage: Eukaryota; Oomycota; Peronosporomycetes; Peronosporales; Peronosporaceae
Exons: 2
Coding region: 1-135 (44 amino acids)
Source: RefSeq, a predicted model, not a curated record